This is a messenger RNA of Phlebotomus papatasi, 1891 nucleotides long. RefSeq names its product UBX domain-containing protein 4. Gene Ontology annotation, molecular function: protein binding. The transcript is spliced from 4 exons. Lineage: Eukaryota; Metazoa; Arthropoda; Insecta; Diptera; Psychodidae. The record is from RefSeq and is a predicted model, not a curated record. The coding region runs from base 168 to 1688 and encodes 506 amino acids.
UGAAAGUUCCAUCAGUCGGCUGUUUUCUUGACAACUACGCCACUGUUUUCCGUCUGACAAUUGAAUUUUCCACGAUAUUUUUGCCUCAUCACUUUUCUGACGAAAUUCUUGCAUUUCCUGGAAAUAAAUCCCAUUUUCUGUGAAUUACUGUGAAAUCCUAUUUAACAAUGAACUGGUUCCAAGGAAACAUAGCCGAGGCAGUUGCUCUCUCAAAGAGAAAAAAUGCUGUUUUUGUGGUGUUCGUUGCAGGAACUGAUGAUUUGUCGGUGAAAUUGGGCAGCCUUGUUGACAGUGAUCUCAUCCGGAAGCAUCUGGAGAGUGAGAAUUUCGUGGCCAUCCGGAUUGACAGUGGCUCUGAGGCGUACAUGCAGUUCGCACAGAUCUAUCAACUUGUGCCUCUUCCUUCGAUAUUCUUCAUUGGUCAGAACGGGGUUCCUAUUGAUGUUGUCACUAGUUUUACGAGAACAGAAGGAGAGUUGGAACAGACAAUUCUUGGUGUGAUGAACAGUGUUUCAGGUGCUGAACAGAAAACACAAGUUCCGGAAGCAAAAGUCAGUUCUGGGGGUUCUGCGGGAAGUUCAGAAGGCGAAAAAGUCCUUAAAACCGAGCCGAGCGGAGAGCAAAGUGCUGAAGCGUCGAAUAUUGAAUGCGAGGGAGGAGUUUGUCGACGAGUGGAGACUCCUAGUCCUUCGGAAGCUGAACAGAAAGCCGCUGAAGAGAAGCUGGCCAGAGCCAAGGAGUUGAUUGAGAAGAAGCGCAAAGAGAGAGAAGCUGAAGAGGCUCGGGCGGAGAGAGAGAAGGAACUUCAGAGGAGACGCCAAGGGCAAGAUGUGGCAUCGCUGAAGAGGUGGCAGAAGGAGCAGGAACUGAAGCAGCUCAAGGAGGACCGUGAGAAGGAGAAGAAGGAAGCUGAUGAGGCCAAAAGGAAGAUUCUGCAGCAAAUUGAACAGGAUAAACUCGAGAGGGCUCAGAGAUUUGCACCAGCACCAUCCAGGAGUCCUCCGCCGGCGCCCAUGGAGGAGCACAAUUAUGCCUCAGCUGACAACAGCGACACCUCCCGGAUUCAAUUCAAGACUCCCUCUGGCGGAACUGAGAUACACGUCUUCGCCAGCUCCGAUCAAUUUUCAACCGUGCGGACCUACGUCCAGAAUGAAAUCCUUUCCGGAUCGGGCAUUUCGGACUUUGCUCUGGCCACGACAUUCCCACGGAGGGAGUUCAGUGCUGAGCACAAUGCACAGACUCUCUCUGAACUCCAUCUGACACCAAAUGCUGUCCUCCUGGUGAUUCCCAGAGGCCGUGGCGCCAGCAGUGGCAGCAUCAGGUCAUCCCAGGUUGCCUCCACAGCCACAGGAAGCACCUACAUUCACUUCUUCACCUCGCUCAUCUGGAGCUUUCUGACUCCAGUCAUGUCGGUGCUGUCAUACGUCAAGAACUGGGCUUUUCGUCGACCGGAUCAGGGUCAACAGAAACGAGCUGCCGAGGAGCAAGUCUCCGAUCACGAUGCGGCCAAAAGGAGAAACCUCCAAUUCCCCGGAGAAGCCAAUCGCAAUCAGCAACCGUCCACGUCGAAGGCUGCCGAAGCUGCAUACAGGAGAAUGGGCUCCUCCAACAUUCACAGAUUGCACGACAGAAAGGACUCUGACGAUGAGAAUAAUACAUGGAAUGGAAAUUCGACGCAGCAAAUGUAAGACUUUACCAAUUUUUUUUUCCUUUCUUGAUUAUCUUUCAGUCAAGGACCUUCUCAACGCGGUGAUUUUCUUUGUGAAAUGGGCGGAAUUUUAUUAAAUAUAUUUGUAAUCCCUUGGUAAUUCCCCUAUCGAUAGCAUCUUUUCAUACUUUGUAAAUGUUAAUUAUUCUAUAUACACCAAUUAAAAAUUAUUAAAUGUCCCAA